GGCUCCUGUCUCCGCAUCGCUUGGCCACGGCGGGAUGGAGCGGACGGCUUUGUGCAGCUGGAUCCUCAGUGCGCGAGUCCCGGGAUGGCAGUGGGGGCGCCGGGGUCCCCGGGGAGUCUCAACCUCAGCCGCCUCCGCUUAGUACCCUGCCCGCCUCUUCAGCGCCUCGCCAUGUGGCCAGUGUUGCGGGAGCGGGAGGGCUCGCCCGGUUCUCCGAAUCCAGCCGCGGUGCUGGAGGCGGCGCAGGAGCUGCUGAGGAACCGUCCGGUCUCUCUGGGCCACGUGGCGGCCGCUCCUCCGGACGCCCCCGGCCCGGUGGCCGCCCUGCACAUCAGCGGGGCGCCCAGCCCGGAUCCGGCCGGGCUGGUCACCCCUCGCACCCACAUCGGUCUCAGCGGGGUCCCUCCCUCGGAAGCGGAGCCGCAGCCCGAGGUGCCCCUGGGGGGCCUUUCGGAGGCAGCCGACUCGCUACGGGAGCUCCUCCGCCUGCCGCUCCGCUACCCCAGCGCCCUGGCCUCACUGGGGCUAGCAGUACCCCGCGGGGUGCUCCUGGCCGGCCCUCCCGGAGUGGGCAAGACCCAGCUCGUGCGGGCUGUGGCCCGGGAGGCGGGCGCGGAGCUGCUGGCCGUGAGCGCCCCAGCGCUGCAGGGCGCCCGGCCCGGGGAGACCGAGGAGAACGUGCGUCGGGUCUUCCAGCGCGCCCGGGAGCUGGCCAGCCGCAGGCCCACCCUCCUCUUCCUGGACGAGGUGGACUCCCUGUGUCCUCGGCGGGGCGGCCCACACCAAGCCCCCGAGAGCCGCGUGGUGGCCCAGGUGUUGACGCUGCUAGACGGGAUCAGUGGGGACCGCGAGGUG
Vicugna pacos (alpaca) is the source of this 855-nucleotide messenger RNA. The record is from RefSeq and is a predicted model, not a curated record. NCBI's taxonomy places the organism in Eukaryota, Metazoa, Chordata, Mammalia, Artiodactyla, Camelidae.